Molecule: messenger RNA, 1041 nt
Organism: Camelina sativa (false flax)
Lineage: Eukaryota; Viridiplantae; Streptophyta; Magnoliopsida; Brassicales; Brassicaceae
Source: RefSeq, a predicted model, not a curated record
AUGCACGACCGGUCCGGAGUCCAGACCCGAAUAUCCGACAACGAAAGGACUGCUGCAAAAACAAAUAGGACACAUCGUCCCAUAGCACCAACACACACAAACCAUGACCACACCACACCAAACCUCUCUCUCUUNACAGGAAGUGUAUUUGGGAAUCGAUUAGGAAUGGACAUACAAGUUGAUUACUUUACCAGUACAAGGAAACAGUUUGAUAAGCUUUUAGGUGAAGAUAAGGCUAAAGAUUACAUUAGAAAGUCAUUAUUCUCCAUAGUCAUCGGUUCAAAUGAUUUUCUCAACAACUAUCUAGUCCCUUUCGUCGCUGCUCAAGCAAGGCUAACACAAACUCCUGAUAGUUUUGUUGAUGACAUGAUUAGUCACCUCCGCAACCAGCUCAAGAGAUUAUAUGAUUUGGACGCUCGGAAAUUUGUGGUGGGAAAUGUGGCUCCAAUUGGAUGUAUACCGUACCAGAAAUCGAUCAAUCAACUGCAAGAUAAACAGUGUGUUGAUUUGGCAAACAAAUUGGCUCUUCAGUACAAUGCUCGUCUCAAAGAUCUCUUGAUGGUGGAAUUGAAAGACAGUUUCAAAGACGCACACUUCGUUCAUGCCAACGUUUAUGAUUUAUUCAUGGACCUCAUUGUCAACUUCAAAAACUACGGGUUUAGGACGGCGAGUGAGGCGUGCUGUGAGACGAAAGGGAGAUUGGCGGGGAUAUUGCCAUGUGGACCAACAUCGAGCCUUUGUACGGACCGGUCAAAGCAUGUCUUCUGGGACGCGUACCAUCCUACCGAAGCGGCUAAUCUUCUCAUUGCUGACAAAUUGCUUUACGGUGACUCCAAAUUCGUUACUCCCUUUAACGUCCUCCACCUUCGUGAUCUUUGAGAUUUUACCCUUUUUGUCUUUUUUUUUUUAAAAAAAUGUAAUUUCUUUUUCGACUGUUGUGAGUAUCUUUUUUUUUUUUUUAAUGGUUAUAUAUAUUACCUAUAAAAACAUGUUUUCAUCUUUUUCAUGAUUCAAAUUAUAUUGUAGAAUUGUGGUUUGUUU